AUGCUCAAGGAUAUCGGAGGUGUGAAGCAGAGACUACAUUGUAUUCAACUGUUCGCUCCUCAUGGAAUGAGCGAAAUUAAAAUACAGACUGUUAGUAGCAAUUUGGCAACAGUGUCAAAUUUAAGACAACAAUCGUUACAAACGACCAGUAAAGGUAUAGAGGAAAAAUUAAAGUCACAUUAUAAUAAAAGAAAGUCAAUUCAAAACAAACAACGAAAUAAUCCAACUAAGCCUUCAUUGAGUCCUGAUACGAUAAAUCAUGACCCUGUGGAUAGUAGCUCCGGCACUAGCACCGAUAGUAGCUCUACUGAAGAUAGCCAUGAUGAAAUUGUUGACCAUGUUGAAGGCCGUCGAGGUCGAAAUAAUAACACGAAUAAAACAGUUAAGAAUUUACAAGGCGGGAAUUUAAGAUUCGCAGGCAAUGAAAAAGAAAACUCGGAAGAAUUUUUAGAUCGCCUCGUGGAUUUUAAAAAUUGCAUGGGAGUGGCUACUAGGGAUCUGCUGGCAUCGUUACCGGCGAUCCUAACACAAAAUGCUAGUCGUUGGUACCGGGGCAAUAGGAAUGAUUUUACAAUAUUCACUAAAUUCAAACAGGCGUUUAAACCCCAGUUUAUCGGGGAAUUUGAUAGGGAAGAUUUGAUGGAGGAAUUGCGUUUGCGCACUCAAACAAAGGAAGAGAAGAUAUCGAGAUAUCUAUCCUGCUUUAAAUAUAUUAUCAGUAGAUUUUCUGAUCCUCCUUCCUUGGAAACGCAAGUAGAGUUAGCUCUACGCAAUCUCUUACCAUCUUAUAGAAAAAGUACGGCGCGAAAAAGACUGAGAACGUUAGGAGAUAUAGAGAAAUAUGGGAGACGUCAUGAGAAAGAAUUAGAUUUAGAUGCAAGAUACGUUCCCCCUCCACCGGUCGAGAAGUCGUGGAUUCCAACUGCUGCGUAUACUAGACAGCCAAUUAAAUCGGCAAAAGUGGCUGUAGCUGAGGAGAACCAGCAAAGUGGCUCUAAAAUUAAAAACCAGCAAGGGAAAACUAAGACUGGGGAUUAUGUCCAGGCAACAGUGAUUCCUUCGGAAAAUAAGCUAAAUCCUGAACCACAGAAUCCCGCUCCUCAGAGAAAGGAACAAAGUGGCUAUAAACCUAUUCAAAACGAUGGCUUAUGUUAUUUGUGCAAGGAGCCCGGCCAUCGAAGAGCACAGUGUCCUAGCAACUGUUGUUUCCGAUGCAAGGCUCCAGGACACAGAGCAAAAGACUGCCCAUUAAAUACUUCGUACUUACAAUUAUCAUGUCAAGUAUGCGGGGCAUCGGGAGUAAUAUUUACGAACUGUCCUGAUUGUGCAGCAUUAGGUUUUGAUAGUGACUAUGAGGAGUGGCGUGAACAAGUUGCAGCGAAAAAGAGGUGGGUAUUAGGUUCUCAUACGCCAAGGGACGAUAAGUGUCAGGAUAGUGGCUGUGAGAAUUUAGAUAAAGAAGGAGCUGAUUCUGGCUCGACUGGCUUUGAGGAUUCCUCUUUAUGGCUGUUAAAUAGUGGAGAUAAGGAAAUAUCGGUUUUUUCCGUAUUUUCAUCUCAGGAAGGGGGAAAAGCCGUAGUAAAUACGACUGAUAGUAGAGAAGUGGCUAGUGCAGAUCGCAUGCCCAGACGUCCGUUUGCUCGUAUCUCUUUGGAAGGCAAAGAAUAUGAUACGAUGAUUGACUCUGGAGCUGAAAUCUCAUUGGCAGUACCGGCAGUGGCUGAACAAUUCAAAGACCGUCUAAGACCGGCUGACACGCUGUUAAAAGGCUUGUUCUAUACCAGUGAACCGCUGGGUGUCUUGGACGUGUCAAUAGAAUUAGACGGUCAUGUAGAGACUUUACCGUUACGAGUGGUAGAUAACAUAGGGCACGAUAUAGUAUUAGGCAUUGACUUCGGCGAGAAAUGGGAUGUCACGGUAAGCUUAGAAAAAAAACACUGGAAAUCUUUUAACAGUCCAUGGCCACGUCGCAUGUCACCUAAAAUGCGAGAAAUUGCAAUUGCAGAAUUAGAUAAGUUGGCUGAGGAAGGGGUAAUUGAGCGCUCUCAAAGCGAUUAUUCAAGUACCCCAGUGAUGAUACGAAAGUCUGAUGGCUCUUACAGAUUUUGUAUCGAUUAUCGGGAUUUGAAUAAGCAAACGCGAUGCGAUGCUUACCAGCUCCCGAAUAUGGAUGCUAUACUUGAUAAAUUACGCAAAGCUAAAUUUUUGACAAAAAUUGAUCUUAAGCAGGCGUAUUAUCAGAUAGCAAUAGAAGAAAAUAGCAAGCGUUAUACAGCUUUUUCAGUGGCUGGGAAGGGGUUGUGGCAGUUUAAAAGAAUGCCAUUUGGUUUGAUGAACGCCCCAAUGACUUUUCAACGUUUGAUCGAUGAGUUAUUUGGCCCAGAAUUCGAACCAAAUGUCUUCAGGUACUUGGACGAUUUAAUCAUAGUGGAUGGAGUUUUUGAAGAGCAUGUAAUGCACGUGGAAACAGUGUUGCGUAUUUUGAUUGAGGCUGGUCUGACGGUGAAUCCCGAGAAAUGCGAGUUUUGCUGCUCACAGCUACGCUACCUCGGAUUCAUGCUAGAUCGGUAUGGCUUGCGUCCUUGUCCGGAAAAAGUGGCUCCCAUCCUAGAAUAUCCGGCACCAACUACUGUUAAAAAGUUGUGGAGAUUUCUGGAGAUGAUGGGGUGGUAUGCGCGAUUUAUUCCAAAUGAUUCAGAAUUAAAAGUUCCGUUGCUUAAAUUAUUACGGAAAGGACAGGCGUGGGAAUGGAAGGAGGAGCAGGAGCAGGCCUUUAACGAGUUAAAAAAUUCUUUAAUUAAGGCUCCUGUUCUGGCUCGACCUGACUUUUCAAAGCUUUUUACGGUCCAGUGCGAUGCCAGUGGCUUGGCUAUAGGUGCUGUUCUCACUCAAGAACAUGAGGAUGGUGAACACCCUAUUGUUUUCGUGAGUCGAACGUUAAAUCCAGUGGAGAAAAAUUAUUCGACCACCGAAAAAGAGUGCUUGGCAAUGGUGUGGGCAAUCGAUAAAUUCCCUCCGUAUCUCAAGGAAUACCAUUUUACGGUGAUAACAGAUCACAGUGCUUUGAAGUGGCUUAUGGCUUUGAAGGAACCAGCGGGCCGAUUGGCUCGUUGGGCUUUCAAGCUUCAGCAAUGGGAUUUUGAGAUUAUGCACCGCAAAGGCGCUUCUCAUCAUGUCCCUGAUGCCUUGUCACGUAUGUACGAGGGGGCCGAAGAGAUCAUGGUCUUUGAAGCGAUCAUUGAUCCCUGGUACGUUAAAAAAUUGGCAGAAGUCCAAUUGGACCCUCGUAAGUACACGACUUGGUGGGCUGAAAACGGCUUGCUGUACAAGUUCAAGGCCGAUAAGUUACUGGAUCCCACAACGUAUAGAGAUGAUAGUUAG
This is a messenger RNA of Copidosoma floridanum, 3381 nucleotides long. RefSeq lists its product as uncharacterized. Lineage: Eukaryota; Metazoa; Arthropoda; Insecta; Hymenoptera; Encyrtidae. The record is from RefSeq and is a predicted model, not a curated record.